This is a messenger RNA of Rhopilema esculentum, 5526 nucleotides long. Its product is annotated as sodium- and chloride-dependent transporter XTRP3. Gene Ontology annotation, cellular component: plasma membrane. NCBI's taxonomy places the organism in Eukaryota, Metazoa, Cnidaria, Scyphozoa, Rhizostomeae, Rhizostomatidae. Gene Ontology annotation, biological process: nitrogen compound transport; sodium ion transmembrane transport; amino acid transport. The record is from RefSeq and is a predicted model, not a curated record.
UAGAAUUGUCACGUUGUUGGUUUCUGCUGCUAGGGGGCGAGCCUAAACCUGACAUGUCCAGAUAAGAACCUGCUUUUUUCGUCUUGGCUCCUGAAUACCCUAAGUUUGAUUUUGCAAAAUGUCGGUCGAAGGUGUUAAGUUUAAAAAACGGACGACUUCAAAGUCAACAGAUGGCUACGAAGUGGAGUUAAACGAGCCCGAAGUGGAGAUGAAGCCGCCGAUUUCGCAGACAGAUCCAUCUUCAAGUGAAGACGCUGUAAAACCAAUCGAGGGAGAUGGCGACAGAGGUGGAUGGGGCAAUAAAGUCGAGUUUAUUUUAGCUAUUAUUGGCUACGCAGUUGGUCUUGGAAAUGUUUGGAGAUUUCCUUAUUUGUGUCAAAAGAAUGGAGGAGGUGCUUUCCUCAUUCCGUACGCCAUUUCGCUUGUAUGCAUCGGGGUUCCUAUAUUCUUUCUGGAGCUGAGCAUAGGCCAGCGCCUCCGCAAGGGUCCUCUUGGUGUAUGGAAUUCGAUAUCUCCGUAUUUUAGUGGCCUGGGGCUGAGUGCUGUCGUAGUCUCCUUUCUUGUUGGUGUGUACUACAAUAUGUUGGUAGCUUGGUGUUUGUACUAUUUCUUCAUUUCAUUUGCAAAGACUCCGCCGUUCGCUGUAUGUCCUAAAGAGAAUGGAGUGGUUGUAGAAGAAUGCAGGAAAGCUGGAUCAACAUCCUAUUACUGGUACAGAACAACGUUAGAAACUACAUCAAGUAUUGAGGACGGGGGUGGGAUGAAUUGGAAGUUAGUUGGUUGUCUUGUUGGUGCAUGGGUUUUGCUGUUUGUGAUUGUAUUUCGUGGUGUCCAGUCUGUUGGGAAGGCCGUAUACUUCACUGCCUUGUUUCCCUAUGUCGUGCUCAUCAUCUUCUUCAUUCGUGGUGUCACCUUGGAAGGAGCAGGUGCCGGUGUGAAGCAUAUGUUCACUCCAGAUUUCAAUCAUUUAAAAAAUCCCGAAGUAUGGCUUGAAGCCUCUACACAGAUCUUUUACUCUCUUGGUCUGGCUUUUGGUGGUCUUAUUGCCAUGGCAAGUUACAACCCCAUCAAUAACAAUGUACUCCGCGAUGCUGUUAUGGUGUCAAGUAUAAACUGCGGAACGUCGAUAUUCGCUAGUAUUGUCAUCUUUUGCAUUCUCGGAUUCAAGGCCACCAAAAACUAUCAACUCUGCCUCUCCGGUUUAGCUGCCGUGACAGGAGGUAAUGGAACAAUGGCCAAUAUAACAGCAACAACGCUGUCAACGCUAACGACUGCGGUUACCGGGGCAACAACUGCGGUUACCGGGGCAACAACUGCAGCGCCCUUUACUUGUAGUCUUCAGAGUGAGCUCGAUAAUGUGGCGCAAGGGCCUGGCCUAACUUUUAUUGCCUUUACGGAGGCUAUUUCGUGGAUGGACGUCAAGCCACUGUGGAGUCUCAUGUUUUUCCUUAUGUUAAUGACACUCGGCAUGGGUAGCAUGAUUGGGACGUUCGAAUGUGUCCGAACAACUAUAGUUGAUUUGCAGAUUAUCCCACUUCGAAGUGAAAUCAUAACAGCCAUCUUGUGCUUCCUUUCUUGUGCAUUUGGGUUGCUGUUUUGCCAAAGAUCUGGUGAAUAUUGGCUGCAAAUGUUCGAUUCAUAUGCUGGCACCGUUGGAUUGCUCAUUAUUGGCUUUUUCGAAAUUGUUCUCGUCUGUUAUGUUUAUGGAUACGACAGGUUCGAGAAGGAUAUUCAUUACAUGCUCGGUGUUUACCCGAGCUUGUACUGGAAAAUCAUGUGGAAGUAUGUUGCUCCUUUCUUACUGGUUAGCAUCGUAAUUGCUAGUAUGUAUGGGCUGAUAUCGAAAACAAUUGGAUACGAAGCUUGGAGUGCUGUAGAGGCAAAAGUCAUUGUAAACAAACCGUACCCAGGCUGGGGUGAGGCGCUGUGUUUUAUUCUCAUUAGCGCCUCUGCAAUCUUCAUACCAAUUGUCGCUGUCUUGAAGAAAUACGACUUGUUUAAUAUCAGAGACAAAGGAAUGGAUGAACAUACAAUCCACAUGCAAAAAGCUGGCGUUGAGGAGGAGCUUCACGUGAACCCAAAAAAUAUUACGUCAUCUCUUUCAACGGUUCCACUGACAGAAUUUCAGUAGAUAGGGAAAAACAGAGCCUCGAGACAACUGACAAUAAGUACAAAAAUAGGCGAAGAAGAGAGAAAUUAUAGGUAAAAAUUAAUUGUGAUUUUCUAUUCCUAUAUGUACCUUUGUUUUGAUUAAUAAAGGGGAGAAAAAACUUCUAGGGUGCAGAAACAGGAAGUCGAGUGACGUCAGCAAGCGUGAGAUAAGCUGACUGAGCUCCGUGUGCUGCGCAGUUUUACUAUAUAAUAUAUAUAAACACAUAUUUAUAAAUCUUUUGAAAUAUGUUGUUUUGGAGUUACUUGUACCCAGAGAUAUAUCUAGCGUAUUCAAGUGAAGAUGAAAGGUCAAAGGUCAAAUAGGCACACUGUUAAAUUUUCAGUUGGGCUAAUUUCCAGUGUACUCCUCAAAUCUGCACUUUUUAUCUCCGAAGUUAAGUUUUUAAUUAAUUGUGCUGGCGAAUUAUCAGAUUUGGUGACCGUUCAGUCACUAGCUGAUGUUGGACGCCUGUUUUAUGGUACCUGACGAUUGUGCCAUUGUGUACCAACGAGUUUUUGCGAAAUAUCAACGCCCCUUCCUUUUCCAUCCCCUAUGUUAUAAAAAGCAAUAUAAGGAGGAUAGUCAAAUAUGUCUUAGAUGCCACUCUUUACUGAAUGAUAUCUUUGAGUGUACAACUAGACUUGAAACACAACUAGAUAAAAGAUUGUGAUUGUUAAGAGGUAGUUAACUCGAUUGUGUAGCAUUGCUAGUUUAAUGAUUUCUAAGGCUGCAGAGAUGCUGUUUUUAUGGCAUCAGUGCAAAACUAGAUUCCUUCAGUACUAUUUUUGAGACUUAUUUUCAAUGAGUUUAGGAGCUGUGUUGAUAGAGAUAAAAUUCCUGUUGAUGGUUUUAAGACUCCCAGUGAGUAGUAGAAUUAAGUGUUAAGUCAUGUACAAAGCUUUAUGUUACAGAACUAAAGUGAUUUUAUGGUUAUCCGGAGGGCAAAAUCCAUAGGUCAUCAGCAGGCCCAAUUCAUUGGUCAUCAGCGGGCCAAUGUACUUGGUUCUCAGGCAAUGAAAUUCUCCCAUAUAUGCUUGAAAAAAAUCAGGUGUUAGCAAAAGUCCAAAAGUAUUAUGAAGUCCACAAGAGGUCUACAUGCAUAGUUGACCCAAAUGUUAGAUUCCAUCAUAGGUAGCCCAAACGGUAUUGGCAGUAAAAAAACAUUAUUAUCCCCAUAACUCAAACCUCAUGGGAACGAUGAAAUUCGUUCAAGUUGACAUAGGGCUCAGGUUUUGGGAAUUAAAUUGUAUCCAGUUUUCACCGCAAUUUUUAGCCUGAUUUAAUGUAAGAUAAUUAUUCCAUAUUUUCCUCCGUAUGUUCUUAAUUGCCUAGAUUCCACUGUAGAAGCAUCAAAUUCAGUGGGUCUAAAAUAUGUUUUAAUUGUUAUUUCUCUCUGAAUCUUUAAGUUUUAGCAAGCUGAUGUCUGUUGUUUGACAUCUAAUUUUUCCCCUUUGACCUUUUAAAUCUCCCCUUUGACCUUUGAACUUUCUCAUUUGACCUUUUAAAUAUCCUCUUUGGCCUUUUCUUCUUGGUUCUGCCCUUUCGCUUCAUUGCCUUUCCCUAUCUGUAAUCCUUUUAGUAUAUCAAUUCUGUUAUAUAAUCAAGCUUAGUAUGAAACGAUCGUAAAUUUCUGUAAAUAAAUGAUGCAAAUACUGAACAAAGAGUUGUUGUAGAGUCGCAAGCUCGAAGUGUUCCUUUAUCUCUUUUGUUACAGCAAGGACAUUAUGAAAUUGCGAAUUGUUUGGUUUCAGUCUUCUGCGUUAUUGACAGACGCAGUGGCGGCUUAACCAUCACUAUCAGUCAACAAUUGGCCAGUCAGCGAGCAUGAUAUCAACUUUAGUUUCUGUCGAUUACCUUAAAGGUAAUGUUUCCAUAUAAAAGGACUGCGUAUACCCAACCUGUCAAGCUACCUAUCAAAAUAACAGUUUUGGUAGUAUUCUUGCGAUGCUAAACUGUUCGCAUGAAAAGCUAACCUCGCAGCAGGAUAAAUAAACAGAACGACCGUAAUGACUGGGGCGAUGACAACAAAAAUCACAUGUUUCUAAAAACCCCCGCAGAGUCGCUUGCUAUAGCUGGACACAUUACCUUUAAAGUCACAAAUAGGAAGGAAACCUAGAUCUAACAGCAGAGGAAACCUAGGCGAGCAGAAAAUGUCUCUGUUCGGUUUAACCAAGUCGAGCUCACUUUGAAAAUCGCCAGAUUUUUACUAGCCUCGGUUUCACGGUUGAUUCCGUCACACGACCAUGCAAUUCAGUUGGCUCAAAUUUCAUAAUGUUCUUAAAUUAAUUUUCUUUGUUAUUCGCGUCGAAACUUUUGCAAAGUUUUAGACUAUUUCAAUAAUACAAACUUGUUACUCGCAAUGUGUUUGUAAGCAGGUGAACUAUUUUAUUACUGAUUUUAGCGAUAAUUAGCGAUAUUGAUAAAACUAGCUUUCAUAUUGAUUUGCAAUAUUUUGCGGGAUGAUUUUUAACACUUAUAUACUGUUUCCUUAAGUAAAUCAGUCGUUUACGCGUAUGUUGUGAAACCUGUUAGCGAAGAAGACGUCAUAAAUUAUGUGCGCAUCAGUAAAGCUUUGAAGCGUCAUGGUGCCGUCAUAAUGAUGUCAUCGUGACGUCAUCAUGACGUCAUGGCCAUACCUGAUCAAAAAACUACCUAAACACCAUUUCUGAUGAUUUAAAUAUCCAAUCAGUUUUGCAACAAAGGAGAGUUUAUACAUAAGUGACAUUCGCAAUUCCCGUUUUCCCGACACACAUUUACUGACUCUUCUUCGACCGAUUUUUUAACGUUGAAUGAUCAAAUAGGUUCGAAACACUGAUUUUAAAAAGACUGGAUCGAGCCUAUAUUUUGACAAGAAUGUUGUCCUUUGAGAGAAGAGCCAAUCUGAGGAGAGAGCGUUUACUAUCACUCCCAGCAAUGUUUUCAGCUGAAUUAAUCCUUUGUCAAAAACCAAACUGGAUUAAUCCUUUGUCAACAUUGCCUCUCACCUACAUAUAUCAUUCAAGCAAUUUAGGCCCUUUUUCUUUUGAAAUCGAGGAGACAUCAAACUUUGGUGUUUGAAGACAAUAAGAAACUCGAUCCAGUCUUUUUUCGAUCGGUGGUUAGAAAUCAUUUUCUUCUAAUGUCUUUGGCUGCAGCUUUGCAAAUUUGCUGUUGUUGUUGUUAUUGUGUUGUUGUUGUUGAUAAUGUUGUUGUUGUUGUUUAUAAUUUUGUUGUUGUUGUUGUUGUUGUUGUUGCUAGGGAGCCAUCCAAAUCUCAAGUUUUGCUAGUAAAGAUCAGUCAUAAAUGUUGGCAUGAAAUGUUAUUAAGAAGUGCAAGGGGAUUUACUUCCGUAGGUUUUUGACAACCUUUCAGCGUUCUAGAGUUCAGUGCCCACC